Messenger RNA from Naegleria gruberi, 1164 nucleotides. RefSeq names its product actin-related protein 1. NCBI's taxonomy places the organism in Eukaryota, Heterolobosea, Eutetramitea, Acrasida, Naegleriidae. The transcript is spliced from 3 exons. The record is from RefSeq and is a predicted model, not a curated record. Bases 1 to 1164 code for a protein of 387 amino acids.
AUGGAUACAAAAGGAACUCCAUUAGUGAUAGAUAAUGGAUCUGGUCUUAUUAAAGCAGGAUUAGCUGGUGAUGAAAUUCCAAAUUAUGUAUUUAAUAAUUAUGUUGGAUCGACGAAACAUGUCCGAGUUAUGCCAGUGGCUGGACCCAAAUAUGAUUUUUGUGUUGGAAAAGUAGCAGAGGAGAAGAGAGGAAUUUUAAAACUGAAAUAUCCAAUGGAACACGGAGUUGUUACUGAUUGGAGUGCUAUGGAACGAGUUUGGGAUUAUUUAUAUGCUUGUUUAAUGGAUAAAGAUACAGGUCUAGGUGAAACAUUUAAAAGAGAAGACAGUCCUGUUCUUUUAACAGAAGCACCUCUCAAUCCUAGAAAGAAUAGAGAAAAGGCAGCUGACAUUUUCUUUGAAUCUUAUAAUGUUCCUAAAUUAUUUAUUUCUCUUCAAGCAGUUUUAUCAUUGUAUGCUUCGGGAUCAAUGACAGGUGUUGUAUUGGAUAGUGGUGAUGGUGUGACUCAUUGUGUUCCAAUUUAUGAUGGUUUUGCUAUUCCCAAUGCAAUCACCAGAAUUGACGUUGCAGGAAGAGAUAUUACCAAUUACUUGCAAUUGUUGCUGAGGAAAUCAGGAUAUAAUUUCCAUACCUCUAGUGAAAUUGAAGUUGUAAAAAGUAUUAAGGAGAGUGAUUUAAUGUAUGUAGCAGCAGUGUACGAAAAGGAAAUGAUCAUGGAUGAGGAGAAGGGAAUGCUUGACCCUAAACCUUACAAGUUGCCUGAUGGUUCAAUAAUUCAACUUGGAUCUGAAAGAUAUAUGGCUCCAGAAAUAUUAUUCAAACCAUACUUGAUUGGAUUGGAAUAUAUGGGUGUUCAUGAAUGCGUACUUCGUUCUAUUCAAACAUCUGAUUUGGAUAUUAGAAAAGAUUUGUACUCUAACAUAUUCUUUGCUGGUGGAUCAACACUGUUUGAUGGAUUUUGUUCAAGAAUGCUUAGUGAAUUGAAGAAAUCAGCUCCAAAAGACGUUCCCUCUCUCAGAAUCUCAGCUCCUAACGAAAGGGCCUAUACAACAUGGCUUGGUGGUUCCAUUUUAGCUUCACUUCCUUCCUUUAGCGAUAUGUGGAUUACCAAAAAUGAUUAUGAAGAACAUGGCUCUUCAAUAGUUCACAAAAAAACAUUUUAA